Molecule: messenger RNA, 354 nt
Organism: Prunus armeniaca (apricot)
Lineage: Eukaryota; Viridiplantae; Streptophyta; Magnoliopsida; Rosales; Rosaceae
Source: the annotation of a GenBank genome assembly
AUGCUUGAUGUUGUACAAGGAUAUCCCAUCCUCUUGCGCCCUCCAUAUGCAAUGAACUCCGCCACAUUUUUCCAGAAAAUGUUUAGUGGCGGUAAAUGCUUCGAAACGAUUAUGGUGAUUGGAGUAGGACAUAUCACAGCGGUAAAAUUUAGUGCGGUAGAGGUUCAUGCGAAAUCCAAAUUCAUACUCCUCAUUGGUGCCAAGAAGAUGCUCACCAAGAAGAUCAUCUGGAGUUUCGGAUCCACACUUAACCAAAAGUUGCCCGUUUUGGAGAUUGUUAACAAGACGGACGAAGUGCUUUCUCCCGGAGAUUGGAUGCGGAUUAAAGCAGCUAAUUUGACCAACAAAGGCUAG